Molecule: messenger RNA, 861 nt
Organism: Corylus avellana
Lineage: Eukaryota; Viridiplantae; Streptophyta; Magnoliopsida; Fagales; Betulaceae
Source: RefSeq, a predicted model, not a curated record
AUGGAAAGAAAGCAAAUGAGCCAUUUAAUCGACAUAGAAGACCCUCCUGUUCCAUUGGUGAAGGAAGCAAAACUUCGUGAUUGUUAUGCAGAAACCAUUGAGUUUAAUAGUGAAAAAUUUGUCAAAAUCAUUCUGAUGGAUGCUGCCUUCAUCCUUGAGGUCUUACUCAAGUCCUCCAACCCUACACUCCUAGAAGAAAACGACCGCAUAUUUAACAAACCCUGGUUGAUACAAGAUGUAUGGGCCGACAUGCUUUUGCUUGAAAAUCAGCUUCCCUUCUUCAUUCUUGAGCUUCUUUUCAAUUCAUACAAACCCUGGUUGAUACAAGAUGCUUGGGCCGACAUGCUUUUGCUUGAAAAUCAGCUUCCCUUCUUCAGUCUUGAGCUUCUUUUCAAUUCAUAUAAACCCUGGUUGAUACAAGAUGUUUGGGCCGACAUGCUUUUGCUUGAAAAUCAGCUUCCCCUCUUCAUUCUUGAGCUUCUUUUCAAUUCAUACAGAACAGAUGUCCUUCUGCAAAAUGAUGGGACGACACUUACAAUCAAUAAGCUUAUAGUAGUCUUUUUCCAAAACCGAAUGGAGUCGCCGGGAAUAGAAGAAGAUGGGAAGAAAUCUUGUCGCCUUGUUGAAACACGCAAGGAUCUAGACUUAUUGGUGAAGAAGGGAAUUAUUGAGAAUAGGCUGAGCAACAGCCGAGAGGGGUCACUUCUGUUAAAUAAGCUUGCUGAUGGGGUUAUUUUGGACCAGGAUAACUUCUAUUUUGCUACUCUUUUUGAGGAGUUGAACAAAUACUACAACACCUCAUGGCACAAAUGGAAGGCACACUUGAAACAAAAAUAUUUCAGACGGUGUGUUCUCUUUUAG